Molecule: messenger RNA, 637 nt
Organism: Pistacia vera
Lineage: Eukaryota; Viridiplantae; Streptophyta; Magnoliopsida; Sapindales; Anacardiaceae
Product: universal stress protein A-like protein
Exons: 4
Coding region: 11-580 (189 amino acids)
Source: RefSeq, a predicted model, not a curated record
CUGAUCAUCAAUGGAGACGACGAGUAUAGCUGCAGCAGAGACGUCGGAAGCGAUAAUGCAGCCAGAGAAGAAGAAGAAACUGAAGGUGAUGGUGGGAAUUGACGAUAGUGAAGAGAGCUUUUACGCACUGAAAUGGAGUCUCGAUAAUCUUUAUUGUAUAGCUCCGGAAGCGAGCCAGGAUGGCUCCGAUGGCUACAAACUCUCUCUGGUUCAUGUUCAACAUCCUUUUCAGCACUUCGUCUUCCCCGCUGGUCCCGGUGGUGCAACAUUUUAUGCAACACCUUCAAUGGUGGACUCUGUGAGGACAGCCCAGGAAGAAAAUUCUGCAGCUCUACUCUCUCGCGCACUACAAAUGUGCAAAGAUAAGCUGGUGAAAGCAGAAACUCUGAUUCUUAAUGGAGAUCCAAAGGACAUGAUUUGUCAAGCUGCGGAACAAAUGCACAUUGAUCUUCUUGUUCUCGGAAGCCGCGGCCUCGGCAAGAUUAAAAGAGCAUUUCUGGGCAGUGUAAGCGACUAUUGCGCGCAUCAUGCCAUAUGCCCUAUCACCAUUGUGAAGCCGCCGAAGGAACGAAGCAAGUAGUGGUAAUAUCUUUAAGGGUUUUAGAUAUGAAGAAAGGAAUAUAUAUAGUUGUGUUUA